AUGAAGGUUUUGGACCUCAAGUCCCCCGAACCCUUGGCAACCACUAGCAACCACCCGAAACGAUCCGUCAAAGCCGGAAAACACCUCGCGCAAUUCCUCGUCUGCCUCAUCCCCAUCCUGAAUCGUAGAUCCCGACCACCUCCACCGAACCACUGGGCUUCAUCAGAAAGAAAACCGGAUAGCAUCGACUUGGCCUGCUUCGAAGAAAACGCUGCGAUCGCAAGAAUCUAG
Molecule: messenger RNA, 231 nt
Organism: Puccinia triticina
Lineage: Eukaryota; Fungi; Basidiomycota; Pucciniomycetes; Pucciniales; Pucciniaceae
Exons: 3
Coding region: 1-231 (76 amino acids)
Source: RefSeq, a predicted model, not a curated record